CGACGCUGGGCGGCCUGGGCCCCUGAGUCCCUGACGCAUCUCAUUCAACCAGGAACCGAAACAUAGCAGGCCUCAUUUUUCAUCUCGUCUUCCCGAUAUCGCAAAGCCUAAAGCCCAUUCUGUUGACUUCUUGUUCUCGCCACACGCCUGACGUGCACUACGAGCUGCAAUUAUCAAUACAUGUACGCUGCCAUCGAUCAAUAUAUGCAAACUCACGACGGAUAUCAUCAACAUACACCAAAAUACCAUCUCAUAAGCUUCCAAGUCAUCUAGGUCACCGUUUGAUAACCGCCCAUCAUGACUAAACCUCCCUCACCCCCAUACUCGACAACCGAUGCACCACCUCCCUCCUACUUCGAAGCAACAGCAUCCUCCUCCUCCUCCUCCUCAACAGCAAACCCACCACCCCUCUUCCCAACCCAAAACCCCCUCUCCUCCUUCCUCCGCGCCGCCCACACAGCCCACGCAUGCCACCUCGCCGCCCACGAAUCCACCCUCCUCACCCUCCUCACCCACUCCCUCGACUCCCACACCUCCGACCUCCUCGCCUCCCUCUCCCCUCCCCCGAGACAACUCAACCUAACCCUCGUCCCCUCCGCCGCCGUCGCCCCCUCCUGGACCCUACUCGACCCCGACCUCGACGCCGAAGACCCCACCCGGGGACGCUACUUCCGCGCCAUCCGGGUGCAGAACAAAAACAACAGCAAAGGCCCCUCCUCCCUGGGCGACGGCGACAAGAAAUCUUCGUCUUCCGCCUCGGAGGAAGGGGAGACAGAGACGGUAAGGGAGAAGGGGUUCGACGAGUGGGGCCGCUGGGACGACGACGAUGACGACGCGGGGAAGAAGAAGAAGAAGAAGGAGGAGCACUGGUGGUUCCGCGACGAGGUGCUCGCUUGUCGCUUGGCUCGGUAUCUGCUCCCUCCUUCUCCGCCUUCGCAGCCGGCUGCUGCUGCUGCUGCUAUCUCGCGGAGAGGAAUGCGUGGGAUUCGCGACGAUUAUGAUCAUGUUCGCAUGACGGCCAAGGCGGAGGAGGUUACGUUCCGACGGGAGAAUGAGAUGGGUAUCUGGGAGAGUUUGAGUGGCUGGGGUAUUGUCGUGAGGAUCAAGAUGCGGAGGGCCUAAAUUACGUUUGAAGGUACGGACGGGUACGGGUACGGGUACGGGUACGGAUUCCGACAAACAUCAUCUUCGCGACCCGGAUGUUGAAUGUCAUCUGUCUCUUUGUUUGGACCAAGUUCUCAUCAGAAGCGCUAUGUUUCUAAAGGCCUGCUUAACAAGUUCUAUUUGCUCCUGACCCUACUGUCCGUACCCUCAUUCUCUACCGAACCGUCGGGACGUCCCUUGCCCGCGAGAAUCGCUCUAUAUCCUAC
Sodiomyces alkalinus F11 is the source of this 1370-nucleotide messenger RNA. RefSeq lists its product as hypothetical. The record is from RefSeq and is a predicted model, not a curated record. The coding region runs from base 298 to 1122 and encodes 274 amino acids. The transcript has a single exon. Lineage: Eukaryota; Fungi; Ascomycota; Sordariomycetes; Glomerellales; Plectosphaerellaceae.